Diaporthe citri is the source of this 867-nucleotide messenger RNA. RefSeq lists its product as uncharacterized. Gene Ontology annotation, molecular function: zinc ion binding; aldehyde-lyase activity. Gene Ontology annotation, biological process: carbohydrate metabolic process. NCBI's taxonomy places the organism in Eukaryota, Fungi, Ascomycota, Sordariomycetes, Diaporthales, Diaporthaceae. The coding region runs from base 1 to 867 and encodes 288 amino acids. The transcript is spliced from 2 exons. The record is from RefSeq and is a predicted model, not a curated record.
AUGGCUCGUCCCCCACUGUCCGAAAACAGGUCCAUGGCCAUACUGAGGGCCGCCAGGCAGGGCAACUAUGCCGUGCCCGGAAUGUGCUGUUAUAACAUCGAGUCCAUCAUCGCCACCGUCCGUGCCGCCGAGGCAGCAAACUCACCCGCAAUGGUGCUCCUUUUCCCCUGGGCAAUCGAGUAUGCCGGCACCUCGCUGGUGAAAGCCGCAGCAGACGCCUGCCACAGUGCCAAGGUGCCCGUGUCGCUGCAUCUGGACCACUGCCAGACGCCCGAGCUUGUGAGGCGCGCAGCCGACAUCGAGGACGGCUUUGACUCCAUCAUGUGCGACAUGAGCCACUAUGACAAGGAGGAGAACCUCCGCCUCACCAAGGAACUGGUUGGCUACUGCCACGAGAGGGGCAUCGCAGCCGAGGCAGAGCCCGGGAGGAUCGAGGGCGGCGAGGAUGGUGUCGCUGAGACGGCAGACCUCGGCGGGGUGCUGACCACCCCGGAGCAGGCCGAGGAGUUUGUGGCCACGGGCAUCGAGAUGCUGGCACCAGCCUUCGGGAACGUGCAUGGCAACUACGGCCCCAGAGGCAUCCAGCUCGAGUAUGACCGCCUGCAGAGCAUCUACGACAAGGUCGGCGACCGCGUGCAGCUUGUCCUCCACGGUGCCGACCCCUUCACCCAGGAAAUCUUCAGCAAGUGCAUCGCUGGAGGAGUCACAAAGGUCAACAUCAACAAGGGCAUGAACAAGCACUAUGCUGCCGUGCAGGACGAGAUGCGAGGGAAACCCCUGACCAGCGUCAUCGAGGCCGGCACGAAGCGCAUGCAGGAGGCCAUCGAGACAUACAUGCAGCAGCUGGGCAGCGCUGGCAAGGCAUGA